Molecule: messenger RNA, 1034 nt
Organism: Salvia miltiorrhiza (redroot sage)
Lineage: Eukaryota; Viridiplantae; Streptophyta; Magnoliopsida; Lamiales; Lamiaceae
Exons: 3
Coding region: 29-823 (264 amino acids)
Cellular component (GO): intracellular anatomical structure
Source: RefSeq, a predicted model, not a curated record
AAAUAAAAUAAAAUAAGAACAAUAAAAAAUGAGAACAUUAUAUAUAGAAGAGAUGGUCUGUAAAUCACGUCUGAAUCUCUCAUCUUUCACAGUCAAACACGCCUCAGGAAAAAUCAAACUAAUUUUUUUCCCAAACCAAAUUGGUUUUUCCUCUCGUCUAAGGAAAACAGAAACCCACCGACAAAGAUUUCUCCUUCUCUCUAAAUCACAACCAUUAACGAGAGCGAGCAACCAGACGAAGAAAAUGGGAUCAACAUCACCAAAGAGCUCGCAAGUCAUAGCAAAGCUUAACCUUAAAUCUCAUCAAGAAGGUGGAUUUUUCUCUGAAACAUUUAGAGACACCUCUGUUAUCCUCUCCAAAUCUCAUCUCCCACCACAAUAUAAGGUUGAUCGACCUGUCAGUACAUGCAUAUACUUCCUGUUGCCUUCUGGAAGUGUAUCUCACCUCCACCGCAUACCCUGCGCAGAAACCUGGCAUUUUUACUUGGGAGAACCCCUAACAGUGGUAGAACUCAAUGACAAUGAUGGGAGCAUAAAAUUUACAUGCCUCGGACCCGAUCCACUUGCUGAGAAUCAAGUAGUUCAGCACACGGUGCCUCCAAAUGUUUGGUUUGGUGCGUUCCCUACAAAGGAUAUUGACAUUUCAUCUGAUGCCACUGUUAAACGAGCCACAAGGGACCACGAGGCACACUUUUCUCUCGUGGGGUGCACCUGUGCGCCUGCAUUCCAGUUUGAUGAUUUUGAGCUGGCAAAACGCUCUGAGCUUGUCUCUCAUUUCCCCAAGUAUGAGUCUCUCAUCACUAUGCUCACCUACGAUGAAUGAAUGCCGCACCUCACCUCCACUUUAUGUAUCACUGCAACGGAAUGAUGUUUUACUGUACGAUUUGAGGUGUUUACCAGGUAUUACUUUUCUGGUAUGCUCCGUUAAUCUGGUUUCUUACAUUUCAUUUUGUACAAUGAUGAAUGGACAUUCGUGCAGCUUGUUGAUUAUAUAUGAAUAAAGUAUAACUCAUAGUAUAUUAUUUUGAACAUUA